Molecule: messenger RNA, 396 nt
Organism: Andrographis paniculata
Lineage: Eukaryota; Viridiplantae; Streptophyta; Magnoliopsida; Lamiales; Acanthaceae
Exons: 1
Coding region: 1-396 (131 amino acids)
Source: RefSeq, a predicted model, not a curated record
AUGCUCCCAUGGGAGCGCCUUCGCCGCCACCCAAGGGACCGCCGCCUGCCGCCGGAGAAGAUUCCAAAACUGUGCCCGCCGCUGCAGCUUUCGCCGUCGCCACCGUCACCCGAGAAGAUUCCGAAACCGCCCCGCCACAGCAGCUUCUGCCGCCGCCGGCUGCCUCCCCUGCCACCGCGCCAGGCCGGAGAAGAAAGGAAACUAAGAGAAAAGGCCACCGCCGGCGCCUGCCACCGCUGCUGCCGCCCCGCCGGGGAAGAAGCCGCUGGUGUUGCCCCCAGUCCCCGCUGCUGCCGCCUGCCGGAGAAGAAGAAGAAGAAAGAGAGGGCUCCACCUCAGCCGCUGUUGCCGUACGCCGGAGCGGAAGCCGCCUGCGUCGCCACCGCCUGCCGGUGA